AUGGGCUGUUGUCCGAAGGUCAAGAAGAAUCCGCCGGCACCCGGGCAGCGCAAGCUCGGUCGCCCCGCCGUCGCCCCCGUCGCCCAGCGGCCGAACCAGCCAACCCCGGCCCGCAAGCCGGCCGCCGAUGCGUCGAAGAGCCGUGGCGCGCAGCAGAAGCCGAAGGGCAAGGCUCCGGCGGCGUCCGUGAACAAGAGCGCGCCGAAGACGGCCCCGCGCGGCAAGAGCGGACCCUCGAAGAGCGGCAAGGAGAAGACCAAGGGCUCAUCGAAGGGGUCAUCCAAGGGAUCGGCCAAGGGAAAGACCGACAAGAACCAGUCGCCCGCCCAGAAGACUGCAGCCGCUGCGGCCGCCACCAAGAAGAAAUCGAGUGAGAAGUCAGCCCGCUCGGCCAAGUCAAAGUCGUCCAAGUCGAACAGCAAGCGCGAGGCGCCCAAGGAAGCCAGCAACAGCAAGAAGCAGCAGAAGGGCUCGGACAGCUCGAAGAAGGUGGCGACGGCGCAGUCGCGGACGGAGAAGCUGAAGCGCAAGCGCAACCCGCAGAAGAGCCGCAUCCCGCCGCCCGGAAGCACCACCGACUCGUCGCUGAUUCCACCUGAAGAGCCGGUGAUCGAGCCGAGCAAGCCGGCAAAGGACGAGAAGGCCCCGCCGCCACCCCAGUUCCACUACGCGUCGUUGGCCGACCCGUCCCAUCCGCAGCAACAGCUGGUGGUCGCCUCCUUCGUGACGAACGGGCGUCGUGUCAAGCGCUGGACCUAUGCGGACAGCUAUCCGGCCGGCACGAAGGCGCCUUCGUUGGGGGCCAUCCUGGCCGAGCGCCCGUCGUGGCCUCAAAUUUACAGCCCGAAGACCGAGUGCCCGAUGGUGGUGAUCGAGCCGGUGGGCAAGUCGGGCAACCAAGUCACCCGCGCCCUCUCGCUCACCUCCCUUCCCCCGCCCAGCCCGAACGUCGCCCGCCCAUCCGGCGAUCUCAACAAUUGCAAGUCGCUAUCGUACUCGGCCAGCAAGUCCCAGGAACGCGUCGAAGUCCAGGAUGGCCGUCGGGGCGCUGCCGCCAGCUCGAGCCGUCGCCAGAAGCAGCACUCCAGGGAGGACAAGCAGCCGACCAUUGAUGAUGCCCUCGUCGAGGAGACCCUGCGCCGGCUCGACGAUUUGGCCAAGCAAGUGGAGAGCAUGACCCGUCAGCUGCGCACGGCCCACAAGAAG
Molecule: messenger RNA, 1206 nt
Organism: Mesorhabditis spiculigera
Lineage: Eukaryota; Metazoa; Nematoda; Chromadorea; Rhabditida; Rhabditidae
Source: the annotation of a GenBank genome assembly